AAAUGUGCGUAUAAAAAAACUUACAAAGGGCAGUACCAUAAAGUGAAGGACUUACUAUGCAGCCAGCAUUGGUCAUGCAGUCGCUGCAAGAAACGCAGUCAUUUUUAGCUGAGUGUGACGUCACACGGCAGCGAACCGACGUCAAGUCAGGCACAGGCCCAUCCGCUGCUAUCAGUAUGGAAACCAACGUGCAGCCGAACAGGCAGCAGCAGCGCAUAUACACCUCAACCCCCAUAAACGAAUUCAAAAAGCAACACAAAUCGCAGCAGCGCAACGACGCCAUUGGUUUUUUGGAUUUGGCCAAAGCAACAACAAAACGUUACAUUCGCGUGGGCGGUGGCGGUGCUGCUAGUGUCAAGGGGCAGGAGCCGACCUUUGAUGUGCGCCUGAAAGCUCUAAUUUUGUUAUUUGGCAUUAUAAUUAUCGGGUACAGAAUCAUCACUUUAACAAUGCCCUACAUCAACGGCAGCAACGUACAGCAGCUGAGCAGCUAUGUGCAGGCACAGCUGAGCGCUGCCUUGGACUGGUCGGAGCAGCACCAAAUGCGUUCCAAGCUGAACCCACUGCUGUGGGGCCUUAUUGUGUCUGUUUUUUGCUAUGCCAUUGUUUACUUGGACAGCGCUGUGCCAGGCGUUGUUCCUCCAGCGCCCUUCUCGUCUCGCUCUAAGCAGCGAUCUCGUCUAAGGAGCUCAGCUGUGCAGCUGAACUAUUGGUGCGCGCUGGGCGCGGGAAUUAUGGUUACGUUUCUUAUGUAUGUGGAUGUGUAAUUGCACGUUGCAGUUACACAGAGAAUUUCCUUAAGUCAAAUAUGGCAGCAGUAUUAGCAUAUAACUCAGUUCCGAUUUAACAAUCGUAAACUCACCCUUUCCACAAAUGAGGGAUUAAUUAAUUUUUUUUAUAUAUAUAUAUAUAUUUAUAUAUUUGUAACUGUGCAAUGCUCCUAAAGCAAAACCUAACAGCGUUGUAUUUAAAUACGAAUUUUGUAGAAGCUAAAGAAGCUAAACGGCCAACUAAAAGGCGCGUUUAAAUCUGUCAACUUAUCAGCUAAGUAAAUAAAUUAAAUUAAAUGAAUUAUAUUAUGCUAAUAAUAUUAAUAUACGCAAAAGUGUAAAACCCAUGUGAGAGUACAAAAUGAAAAAUGUGUAAAACAAAUUCUGUUUAUAGAUUAGUAUAGCAGAUUAAAUAGUUACGAGUACUAACUAAAACUCAAUUUGAAUUGUUUUGCCAUUCAAAAACUAUAAAGUAAGACUUAAAUUGUGUAUUAAAAGAACUAACUAAGAACUACUAU
Drosophila novamexicana is the source of this 1288-nucleotide messenger RNA. RefSeq lists its product as uncharacterized. Lineage: Eukaryota; Metazoa; Arthropoda; Insecta; Diptera; Drosophilidae. The record is from RefSeq and is a predicted model, not a curated record. The transcript is spliced from 3 exons. The coding region runs from base 57 to 767 and encodes 236 amino acids.